Molecule: messenger RNA, 1059 nt
Organism: Anguilla anguilla (European eel)
Lineage: Eukaryota; Metazoa; Chordata; Actinopteri; Anguilliformes; Anguillidae
Product: transcription factor MafG
Exons: 3
Coding region: 458-994 (178 amino acids)
Biological process (GO): regulation of epidermal cell differentiation; regulation of transcription by RNA polymerase II
Cellular component (GO): nucleus
Molecular function (GO): DNA-binding transcription factor activity, RNA polymerase II-specific; RNA polymerase II cis-regulatory region sequence-specific DNA binding
Source: RefSeq, a predicted model, not a curated record
UUUGCCUUCUCCCGCUACUGCCCGUGGUAUGUUGCUAGUGUGCAGUUAGCUACUGGCUAAUGUCGAUGUGAGCGUACGUUGUUAAAACGCUAACUAACUUAACGUGCUUUUUCGUCACGAAACACGAACGGUGUCAUUAACUCAUAAGCUAGAAAAAGAUAGGGUCUGCACAAUGACUUCAUUUCAUUAUUUUUAAAUAAUAUAGAACGCGAGUUUACGUGGAUCGGGGAUUCCCUUCUUAGACCGGGCGUGAGCCGCCGUGCAUGGGCAGAGAGCUAGCUGGCUAGCUGUACAACGAUUUAAAGCUGUGAUACUCACAUCGAGGAAUGUGGAUUGGUGACAGCAAUCUAUAUAACUACCCAGUGUUAUUUGCCAGCGGUCUUCUGAGCUAGAUUGUAUUGGGAACCGUGUCGUUGCUGAACUGCGAGCGAACACGUCGCUGUUUUGCAGGGUGGCUAUGUUAUUUUCUGAAGAGAUCUGCACAGCUGGACAGAGCUCCCGUGGCAUGACGACCACUAACAAGGGCAACAAAGCCUUAAAGGUGAAGCGGGAGCCGGGCGAGAAUGGGACGAGCCUGACGGACGACGAGCUGGUGAGCAUGUCGGUGCGGGAGCUGAACCAGCACCUGCGCGGGCUGUCCAAGGAGGAGAUCCUGCAGCUGAAGCAGCGGCGGCGCACGCUGAAGAACCGCGGCUACGCCGCCAGCUGCCGCGUCAAGCGCGUGACGCAGAAGGAGGAGCUGGAGAAGCAGAAGGCCGAGCUGCAGCAGGAGGUGGAGAAGCUGGCCACGGAGAACGCCAGCAUGAAGGUGGAGCUGGACGCGCUGCGCUCCAAGUACGAGGCGCUGCAGAGCUUCGCCCGGACUGUGGCGCGCGGCCCCGUGGGCCCCGCCCGGGGCCCCAUCGCCUCCGUCAUCGGGCCCCUCAUCCCGGGCAAGGUGGCCGCCACCAGCGUCAUCACCAUCGUCAAGUCCAAAACGGAUGCAAGGUCUUAGUAUCUCGGCAGAGAGAGAGAGAGAGAGAGAGAGUGCGAGAAAGAGAGGGAUGGAGGAAUGGAGCG